Haliotis rufescens (red abalone) is the source of this 3242-nucleotide messenger RNA. Its product is annotated as patched domain-containing protein 3-like. Gene Ontology annotation, biological process: transmembrane transport. The record is from RefSeq and is a predicted model, not a curated record. Gene Ontology annotation, cellular component: membrane. Bases 178 to 2823 code for a protein of 881 amino acids. Gene Ontology annotation, molecular function: transmembrane transporter activity. The transcript has 4 exons. Lineage: Eukaryota; Metazoa; Mollusca; Gastropoda; Lepetellida; Haliotidae.
AGGGGAGGGAAUCUCAAUAUCUCCAUGAUUCGUUGGACGAAUUUACCUGUUAUGUUAUAUUCCACGGCAGACUACAUAUAAGUAAAGACCGCUGGAAUGUGAUACAAAGACGUUCUCAACGAACGACAGGCCAAGAUCCAGCUUAUAUGGGAUGUAACGGCAAAUGAAUAGUCCAGGAUGGGCUGCCUAAAUAGAUGCUUCGAGGCUGUGUCUGGCUUCUUCAAGAGGAUUUUCACAAAGAUCGGUGUUUUCAUUGGCACCUACCCAGUUGUACUGGUAGUUGCCUCACUUUCAGUAACCCUUUGUCUCAGCUGUGGUAUGAUAACAUUGUCCAACGAGACUGACACAGAGACCCUGUACACGCCCAUUAACAGCAGAGCAUCACAAGACAGAGUUCAGUACCAGGCCACGUUCCCAGACGCCACGGGAAGCAACUACCGAGGACAUGCACUGUCAGAUCUCGGCAUGUAUGGCCGACUUGUAGUGAGCAGCUCGACAGAUGUAAAUGUACUGUCCAAUGCACCCAUGCAAGAAAUAAGGAAUCAUAUAAGCACAAUAAAAGAUAUCAGUAUUACAUAUGAUGGGGUGGUGAUCAAGUAUGAUGAUAUCUGUGCUCGACAAAACGGGAGUUGUUUUGCUUCAGGAGAGUUCCUCACAACAGAUGAUGUAUAUAAUGCUUAUCUGUCUGGUGGAAUCACCUACCCAAACUGGAAUAACAUAGACAUAUCAGCAUUUCUUGGACAGGUUAAUUAUACAGGUGGAACAGUGGUAUCAGCAAAGUACCUGAGUGUCACGUUUAAUUUACGAAUGGACUCAACGGUUAACAAGGCAAAAGCAAGAGCGUGGGAAGAAGCGUUCCUGAAGAGAGCAGCAAGUUUAAACACAACAUCUACAAGGAUAAACUAUGCUGCCUCCCAUUCCUUAGACACAGAGUUGAACAAAAACACAAACGGAGACAUCGUGUUCUUCUCUAUAACCUUCACGUUGAUGAUCACGUAUGCCACUGUCGUCGCCGGAGGUGAUGUGGUGUCAUCGAGGACGUGGGCAUCAUGGGCUGGCGUUAUGGCGGCUGGAUUUGGCAUCAUGUCAUCGUUUGGACUUGUCAGCCUUUGUGGUGUAAAGUUUGUCAAUAUCGUCGGUGUAACACCAUUUCUGAUCAUAGGUAUCGGUGUGGACGACAUGUUCCUGUUGAUGUCCAGCUGGGCGGAGACCUACCCUCACCGAGACAAGACCGUCGCCGAGAGGAUGGGAAUAACCUUUGCCUCAGCGGGUAUCGGUAUCACCAUCACGUCCCUCACUGAUCUCCUGGCCUUCUUAACUGGCGUGUCUUCUGUGUUUCUCAGUGUGAGGAACUUCUGUGUAUACACAGGAGUGGCCGUCAUCUUCUGCUACCUGUACCAGUGCCUCUUCUUCUCCCCCUGCCUUGCCAUCCAUGGCCGUCGGGUUAACAGUAACAGACACUGCAUGACCUGCCUCAAAACUAAAUCCAGAGACCAACUCAGGAACGAUGAUGCCUCUACCUGUAGAGUGUUCUGCUGUGGAGGCUCACCACCAACAGAGAGGGGACAGGAUGAACGAUUCUUUGAGACACUGCCACGAAAGUACCUGCCACAAAUGUUACUGUGUGUGGGGGGGAAGGUAAUUGUGAUUGUGCUAUUCUUGGCCUACCUCGGAGUGUCAAUAUGGGGAACAUUGAACUUUAAACAAGGUUUGAUUCUGAAGAACCUGGUCUCCACAGAUUCAUACUAUCAUUCCUAUAGUGAGAUAUAUGAUGCAUACUUCUCGAGUGCUUUCCCUGUCCCGUUUGUAUUUGGCCCAACAACAAAUUACAGAGACAAGAAUACUGUAGAUAAUAUCGAGUCUCUGAUCAAUAGUGCAAAAACAGACUCUGGAGUAGAUCAGAAUUCGUUGAUUUGCUGGUUCGAUUCUUAUAGAUCAACAACUCUUUAUGACAACAGCAGCACUACAGCUUUUAUAUCGGGAUUGAAAACAUUUUUUACAACAACCACAGUAUUUGAUAACGAUGUUGUAUUUGACGCAACUGAUACUGAUAUCAAAGCUUCCCGAUGUUAUCUUUUAUCAACAAAUAUUAAAGAAUCCAACGCUCAAGCUGAUGUUAUGGUUCGAAUGCGAGCUCUGGCAGACAACUCACCUCUCUCUGUCUACACCUUCCACCCAGCCUAUAUCUUCUUUGAGCAGUAUGUUGCUAUCCUACCCAGUACACUACAAACUGUGGGCGUGGCACUGGUCGUCAUGACUGUGGUCACCUGCAUCUUUCUUCCUCAUCCUCUUCUGGUUUUCCUUGUCGUCCUGAACAUAGUUUCUAUCCUCGUUGGCAUCUUCGGGUUCCUUUACAUCUGGGGACUGAGUCUCAGCUCAGUGACAAUGAUCCAUCUCAUCAUGUCUGUCGGCUUCUCGGUGGACUUCAGUGUGCACGUGUGCUCUGCCUAUAUGAUUGGAGAAGGAAGAAACAGGAGAGAGAAAACCGAAUCUUCCAUUGUCCAUGCAGCUGGUCCCAUAUUAAACGGCGGAAUGUCAUCCUUUCUGGGCAUUCUUGUGCUAGUGUUCUCAAAGUCCUACAUCUUCAACUCCUUCUUCAAGAUCAUGUUCACAGUGAUCCUGUUCGGCAUGCUGCAUGCUGUGUUCCUCCUCCCUGUGAUAUUGUCCAUCCUUGGCCCUGUAACCAAAACUUUCGUAAGUCCUACAAGCUCACGUCCACCGACACCUCCCCCAGAUUACCCCGUUCAGAUUCGAUUCCUAACCUUGACUCAAGAUAUCAUCGUUGUGUCAUCUGGGCCAUAUUCCGAUCUAACAGGCAUGUAACCAACUAUAUCAUAAGUCCUGCAAGCUCGCCUCCUAUAGACGACAUAUAACAAAGACCACUGGUAAUACGCAACAUUAUUACAUGUGUUCGUUUCAGGAUUGAGAAUUUUAAAAAAUUUAACACAUACACAAAAAUAAAAGACAUACACCUAAAUAUUCAUUGUCCUCCCUCUCAACACACAGAUACCUAAACUAGAAUAUUUCUGUCAAAUCCAAUGAGAUGUAAAUCCACAAUACUAGUAUUUGAGAAAGAAAUAACAUGUAUGUAUUAACCUCAGCAAUACAGAGAAAGAGUACAUACUCUCUGUUCUGAAAUAUGUUACUGUUGGUGUGCUGUGGUUUGCAAAUAAUAUGACAUUUAUACCAAUUGGGUUUCUACUGUCCCAAUAUUCAUUCAGAUAGUAUGGUCAUCUACUUAU